AUGCAAUCUAAACAAAAUUCAUUUCAUAAACAUCCAUCAUUUGUAAAAUCAACUGAAGAAUUUGAAAAACUUUUAUUACAAUGUCCAUUUAUGUCAAUAAUUCAUUCAUCAAAAAUCAAUAAAAAUAAAUUACAUAAUAAAAUUAAUAAAAAAUCAAUAAAUGAUAAACAAGAUCAAUCAAUUAAAUCUAAUGAUAUUAUAUUCAAUAAUCAAUUAUCUAUUAUAUCAAAUGAAAAUUGUAUAAAGAUAAAUCAAUCUAAAGACAACUCUAAUAAAAAUGAUGAGAUGAUUAUAAAAGAUACAAAAAUGAAUCAUAUAGAAUAUCAACCCGAAAACCAUAAUCAACAUAAUGAAAAUAUGAAUGAACAUACGAUAACUAAUAUGAACUACUUAAAUUCAUUAAGUAGUAUAAAAAAAUUACGUUUAACUAAAGAAUUUAAUUCUUUAUCCAUAGAUGAACAAAAUGAAGAGAAUGAAUUACGUUAUAAACAAUUAAAUAAAUUAUAUGAAUUAAUUCAAUCAGAUCCAGGGAGUUAUGGACAAUUAUCCAUUGAAAAUAUUAUUGAACAAAUGAAUCAUUUUUAUUUAUAA
Messenger RNA from Schistosoma margrebowiei, 591 nucleotides. The record is from the annotation of a GenBank genome assembly. Lineage: Eukaryota; Metazoa; Platyhelminthes; Trematoda; Strigeidida; Schistosomatidae.